Messenger RNA from Atta colombica, 1447 nucleotides. Its product is annotated as UPF0488 protein CG14286. The record is from RefSeq and is a predicted model, not a curated record. The transcript is spliced from 2 exons. NCBI's taxonomy places the organism in Eukaryota, Metazoa, Arthropoda, Insecta, Hymenoptera, Formicidae. The coding region runs from base 878 to 1408 and encodes 176 amino acids.
UGAAUUAAAUAUGCUAAAUUGAUUUAUUAUUAUAUUUUCAAGCUUGAUCUUAACUUUCAAUCUUUAACACUUAAUUUCGAAGAUCAGAAAUUUAUACGAUUUCGAGAUAAAUUCCUGCAGACGAUUCGUUUUAUGAGGCCACUGUACUUUUAAUUUUCUCCGCAACUACCCCACGCCUUUAUACCGCAUGCUAACACAUAAUCCAAUCUUUUCAAUCUCCGUCGCUUUCUGAUGUUGCGUUUCCGCACAAUUACUUUCACACUUUUCGUAUGUCCGUCCUUAAUUGUAAAGACUGACCAGCAUGUACCGACAUACGAAUUUAUUUUCUCUCUUGUAAUUGCAUUUUUUUUCAUUCCAGCACGAUCAACGGCACGAGCGUUAUUGAAAUUUAUUGCGCAGAAAAACGGAAAGAUAAGAACUUAUCCUUGCGAUUUUUGUUUGGGAAAGAAGAUAGAACGCAAAUUCCUUGUAGCUGUACAUGAUAAUUUGAAAGAAAUACGCAAAUCCUCGAAUACUUUUAAAUUAAAAAUUCAUGCUUGCUUCACGUUGCAAAAUUUUAUUGUUAUUUGAAAUUUUAAACUUGCCUGAUCGAAGACGAUCUACUUAUCGAUCGUCUUCGUGGUAAAAUGUCGCUUUAUUUCUUCUUACGUACUACAAGAGAUGGCUACACUAUCGCCAUAGCACGUUCAAAAUUCAAACAUAACCUAAUAUCUAUGCAUUAUCGAAUGAUAUAUUCAUGGACACGUAUUUAGUUUUAGAUUUCAAUCGUACAUAAAACUAAAUUUAAUAUUGUGAUUUUAAUCGUAUAUAAAACUAAAUUUAAUAUUGUGAUUUUGUAAUUACGUAAGCCGUUAGCUGAAAUAAACCUCGUUGUGAAAUGCCGCCAAAAUCUGCACUGAAUUCCAAACGCAACAAAAAGAACGUAUCAGAAUCAUGCGUUUUUCCAAGAACAGACGCUAGUAAUGCAAGCGUUUUGGAUCCAGAAGCGAAGGACCUUUUCGAAUUGGAAUUAUGUUGGUGCAUACAACAAAUGGAAGCGAGCCUAGCUGACGGCAAACUUCAAGAGAAGCAAGUGCAGGAACUUAGUAAACAAUUACAUUCGUUGAAGAGUAACACUGCGCCGUUAGUAAAAAAGAGACAAAUAAUGAGAAAUACAUUGGGAGACUACAGAGAGAAAAUGGCUGAGGACGAGCGAAAGUUUAGCAAAACUGUAUCAGUAGUUAAGUUCACUGGUUCUACCUCACUAGAAAAGAAAUCAAUAUUUAUUAAAAAAGCUGCUGGAUGUAGUACACAGAAUUCUAAUAGACAAACGGAUGAUCGUAGAACACAAAAUACAUUACAAAGUACAGAGCAGGCUGUUUGUAAUAGUAAUAAAACUGAAUCCAGUCCAUUUAAAUUCAAUUUCUAAACAUAUCAAUAAAAUUAACUGUUAUAUUUAUGUAAUAAA